CGGAGCCGGGGCGCGGCGCGUGCUUCCGGGGGGACGCCGGAGUCGGACGCACGGGCCGGGACCAUGAGCUGUUAUCAGAGGUGGACAAGCCCUUUGCUUCUGUGCCAGAGGUUGCACACUGCAGUGGUAUGUCUGAAGAGCAGAACUGGAACAGAGCACCGCUGGCUGGCGCGGCAUUUGAAGGACCCAUUUGUGAAGGCAGUGAAACAGCAGAAUUAUCGUUGCCGAAGUGCCUUCAAACUGCUGGAGAUUGAUGAUAAACAUCAGGUUCUGUGUCCAGGGCUUUCUGUGCUAGACUGUGGAGCUGCUCCUGGGGCGUGGAGUCAGGUUGCUAUACAGAGGGUCAAUGCCUUGGGCACUGAUGCCAGUGCCCCUGUUGGCUUCGUCCUUGGAGUUGACCUCCUGCGGAUUGCCCCUCUGGAAGGAGCAGUUUUCCUCUCCAAUGCUGACAUGACAGAUCCAAGCACGCUUAAUAAGAUCCAGGAGAUGCUUCCUUCAGGGAAAGCAGAUGUUAUUAUGAGCGACAUGGCACCUAAUGCCACAGGGAUCCAAGAACUAGAUCAUGAGAAACUGAUUAACUUGUGCUUAUCUGUUCUGGAUAUGUCCUCAAGCAUCUUGCAGCCAGGGGGGAUCAUGCUCUGUAAAUUCUGGAAUGGAAGAGAUGCCCAACUUCUCCAAAGCAGGCUGAUGGAGCACUUCUGCAGCGUGAGAAUUAUAAAGCCUCAGGCCAGCAGGAAAGAAUCUGCAGAAUCCUAUUACUUGGCAAGAGGGUACAGAAAGACUGUGAAAAACUGAUUAUGUCUGCCUUUCUCGCAUGGGUUGUCAGUCAUUGAUUGGACACUGGGACUUGGGGUAGACCUAAAGAAUAAUCUAUUUAAACUCUUACAUUUUGGUUUUAUUGUUAAUCCUACUUUGGGAGAAUCUGCUAUUAUUUAUAUUGUGCCAUAGAUAUCCAAAGCAAGACAAGAUUGCUGCUUCACUGAGCUGCUACUCUAAUUAUACCAGCAAAAACAUCCAGUCUUACUCUGGGACGUGGGAGGAGGCUGUUGUGAAUGGCAUGCAGUGGCAUGAAAGUCCAUGGGGAUAGAGUGAUGGAAAGAAAAAUAAAGCACUGGUUAUAGUUUUGUUGGUGUGUGUGUGUGUGUGUGUGUGUGUUUUAAAAUUACUACAUUAUCUUUUUAGUUAUAUUUGGAAUGGAGCACCGAGUCAGUUGCCAUAAUGGGAGUGAAAAGGAAGAGGACUGCAAGCCAAUUUUAUGUGCCCUUCAUCUUUUCUGAAGGCUAUUGCAAUUUAUUAGAACAUUUAGAAAAUACAUAAUCAUUUAAUGGAUCUCAAAAUCUGCACUGUCAUGUAAAUCUGUAAUGGGGUAUUCAGAAUAUAUGACUGUGAUCACAGAAUAUUACAAGUUGAUGGUUGUGCUGAGUUAUUACCAAUGCAUGUGCCAUGGACACACUAUAUUUAGAAACUGCUAUUUCAUCAAAUUGCCAGUGUAUUACAAUAGAACAGGUUCAUUGCCACGGAUGAGGUCAUUUUCACUCCUAUUAAUAGGAAGGCCCCUAUUAGAUCAAUGAUGCAAGGUGUUAUUAAUCUCCAGUAAGGAAAAUGGUACUGGCAAAUUUUUGCCGUCUGGUAGCAGCUGGAAUUUUGUUUGUUGGAAUAAUUUCUGCACCUAUUCAUUUAUUUUUUUUAAUUAUUUUUGAAAAUAACUAUUUUGAUCCUCAAGCAAUCUGUUCUUUACAUUCCCUGUCAGUGGGCCUUCGAGCUGGGGGUGGUAGCACCACUUUUUUUUUUUUUUAAGGUUGCCUAAUGUUUCUGACUUAUAAAUCCCAUUUUAUUUUGUUGUUACCAAAUUUACGUUGCCCAAUUGCAUGCAUGUGGCCUGAAAGUUUCCAUGUUGCAGGGCUGCUUUCUUGCAGUCACAGCAAUGAGCUUGUUAGAGUCGCUCGUGGACCAAAUGCAUGCAAUCUGAGCAGCCAAAUGACUUGCCCUUGGGCUCAUGGGACCUCUGCUGCCAAGCUGGAGGCUUGACCUCAUCUCCUGCAUCAGGGAGCUUCAAUCCAGCCUUCUUCCCUGUAAUAAAGGAAGGGUUUUUGAACCCAAAAGCUUGCUUAAUAACUAUUCUCCAACCAUUUGGGUUGGUCUAAUAAAAGAUAUCAA
Messenger RNA from Alligator sinensis (Chinese alligator), 2157 nucleotides. It is a transcript of the gene MRM2, whose product is annotated as mitochondrial rRNA methyltransferase 2. Gene Ontology annotation, biological process: RNA methylation. Gene Ontology annotation, cellular component: mitochondrion. The record is from RefSeq and is a predicted model, not a curated record. The coding region runs from base 64 to 795 and encodes 243 amino acids. The transcript is spliced from 3 exons. Lineage: Eukaryota; Metazoa; Chordata; Crocodylia; Alligatoridae. Gene Ontology annotation, molecular function: rRNA (uridine-2'-O-ribose)-methyltransferase activity.